Messenger RNA from Tachysurus fulvidraco (yellow catfish), 1967 nucleotides. Its product is annotated as serine protease HTRA1A-like. Gene Ontology annotation, cellular component: extracellular region. The record is from RefSeq and is a predicted model, not a curated record. Lineage: Eukaryota; Metazoa; Chordata; Actinopteri; Siluriformes; Bagridae. The coding region runs from base 108 to 1700 and encodes 530 amino acids. Gene Ontology annotation, molecular function: serine-type endopeptidase activity; protein binding. Gene Ontology annotation, biological process: positive regulation of apoptotic process; proteolysis; programmed cell death. The transcript is spliced from 8 exons.
GCGGGGUCAUCCAGUAAAACACAUCGACUAACACGUUCCUCUUCUUCUGUUCGCUCAACAGUGUGUACGCACGUGAGUGUGUGUGUGUGUUUGUGUGAGUGUGUGUGAUGGAGUCGCUCGUGCUCAGCUCCGUGCUGCUGUGUCUAAGCUCUGUAGUUCUUGUUUGUCCGGUGAACGCGCGGAUCGGUAAGCGCGCGCUGAUCGGUGCAUGUCCCGCGCGUUGUGACAAGUCUCGCUGUCCUGCGCUGCCCGCGCGAUGCGCCACGGAGCUCGCGCUCGACGCGUGCGGCUGCUGCGCGGUCUGCGCAUCCGGUGAGGGCGAGGCGUGUGCGUUAACUGGGGGCGCGAGGCGGCUCGGUGAUCCGGUGUGCGCGCGCGGUCUCCGGUGCGUCGAGUCAUCAUCAUCACUACCACCAUCUUCUAUAACCUCAUCAUCAUCCUUACCAGUCGUGAUCCGGCGAAGAACGCGAACAGCACUGUGUGUUUGCGCGAGCGAGGAGCCGGUGUGCGGUAGUGACGGAGUCUCGUACCGGAGCGCGUGCGAACUGAAACGAGCCAGUGAGCGCGCGCAGGAGCUACAACAGUCCCCAGUGCUGCUUGUGCACAAAGGAGCGUGCGGAGAAGUUCAGGAAAAGCCAACCAGUCUGAGAUAUAAAUACAACUUCAUCGCUGACGUGGUGGAGAAAAUCGCACCUGCUGUCGUUCAUAUUGAACUCUACCGCAAGAUGAUGUACAGUUUGCGUGAGAGGGCCGUGGCGACCGGUUCGGGAUUUAUCGUGUCUGAUGACGGACUGAUUGUCACUAACGCCCACGUCGUCGCCGAUAAAAACAGAGUGAAAGUGGAACUGAAAAACGGACAGUCGUACGACGCCAAAAUCACCGACAUUGACGAAAGAUCAGACAUCGCUCUCCUCAAGAUCGACUCUCCAAAUAAACUUCCUGUGAUGAGUCUCGGCCGGUCAGCUGAUCUGAGACCUGGUGAGUUCGUGGUGGCCAUCGGGAGUCCGUUUUCACUGCAGCACACGGUGACGACGGGGAUCGUCAGCACCACGCAGAGGGGAGGGAAAGAGCUCGGCCUACGCAACUCCGACAUGGACUACAUCCAGACUGACGCCAUCAUCAACUACGGAAACUCCGGAGGACCUCUGGUUAAUCUGGACGGAGAAGUGAUCGGAAUAAACACUCUGAAGGUGACGGCAGGGAUCUCCUUCGCCAUUCCAUCUGACAAGAUCAGAGAAUUUCUCACCGAGUCGUACGACAGACAGGCCAGAGGUCACAAAACUCAAACACAUGCUGCAUACCAUGAGAAAAACAACAGCUUUUAUCCACAACAUGGCUUGUUUUGUCAGGGAAUUAAAACGAGGUGGUGUUUUACAGGUCGAGUAACAGCUAAGAAGAAAUACAUCGGGAUUCGAAUGAUGUCACUGACGCCCGGGCUCAUGAAGGAGCUGAAAGAGAAGCUGGGCGAUUUUCCUGACGUCACGUCCGGCGCUUACGUGGUCGAGGUCAUCUCCAGAACUCCAGCAGCAGUAGGAGGAGUGAAGGAGAGUGACAUCAUCAUCUCGGUUAACGGCGUACAGAUUUCCUCGUCUGCUGAUGUCAGUGCUGUAGUUAACACGCACUCCGUGUUGAACAUCAUCGUUCGCCGUGGUAAUGAGGACGUCCCUCUCACGGUUGUUCCCAUGGAGAUCGACCCUUGACCUCGACCCUCCAUCCGAGAUGAGACGAGUCACCGAUGACGGUGAAGCUCCGCUUUAAAAUGCAUGAUGAGAUGCAAGAUUUUAUUUUCUUUUAUAGUAUUUGUUUAAAAAGUGUUGAAUUAAAACAUUAUUAUUGUUUAUGGUUUAAUAAUAAAACUUUUAAUACUUUAGAUACUGUUGUGUUUUGUUUUUUUUAAGAUAAAUGGAAUAUUAAUUAAAAAAAGAAUUCUCUGCCUGAGCACAUGGAACUUUUUGCUGGAUUUUACA